AUGGCGGCGGCGGCUUCGGCCGCGCUGCCGCAGCUGCUCGGGCCCGGCCGGGCGGCCGGCGGGCCCCGCCUGCCCGUACCCGGCAUGGCCGCCAAGGGGGCCCGGCAGCGGCCGCGGGCGGGCGGCGGGGACGCGGCGGGGCGGCGGCCCGAGCCCGCGGGCAGCGAGGAGCCGCGGAACGAAUCAUCCGGGAGCAAAGCAGGGCACGUCUGGGCCCCUGAAGGAUCAACAGCUUUCAAGUGUCUCAUCUCGGCCAGGUUCUGUGCGGCUCUGCUGAGCAACAUCUCGGAUUGUGACGAGACCUUUAACUACUGGGAGCCGACACACUACCUCAUUUAUGGGAAGGGGUUUCAGACGUGGGAGUACUCUCCAGCCUACGCCAUCCGCUCCUAUGCUUACCUGUGGCUCCAUGCCUUGCCAGCCUGGUUCCAUGCCAGGGUUCUGCAAACCAACAAGGUUCUCAUCUUCUAUUUCCUGCGAUGCUUCCUGGCCUUCCUGAGCUGCGUUUGUGAGCUCUACUUCUACAAGGCUGUGUGCAAGAAGUUUGGGCUGCACGUGAGCAGGCUGAUGUUGGCCUUCCUAGUGCUCAGCACGGGGAUGUUCUGUGCUUCUUCAGCUUUCCUGCCCAGCAGUUUCUGCAUGUACACCACGGUGGUGGCCAUGACAGGCUGGUACAUGGACAGGACCUCGGUGGCAGUGCUGGGGGUGGCUGCUGGAGCCCUGCUGGGCUGGCCCUUCAGCGCAGCUCUGGGGCUUCCUAUUGCCUUUGACUUGUUGAUCCUGAAGAAGAGGUGGAAAAGUUUCCUGAACUGGUGUGUGGUGUCCUUGAUCCUGUUUUUGGUGCCCUUGGUGGUGGUGGACAGCUAUUACUAUGGGAAGCUGGUGGUGGCACCUCUCAACAUCGUUUUGUACAACGUCUUCACCCCCCACGGCCCUGAUCUCUACGGUACAGAACCCUGGUACUUCUAUUUCAUCAAUGGCUUUCUGAAUUUCAAUGUGGUUUUUGUGCUGGCCCUGCUCGUGCUGCCUCUGACCUGUCUGAUGGAGUGUCUGCUGCAGAAAUUCCGUGUUCAGAAUCUGGGCCGUCCCUACUGGCUGACCCUGGCUCCCAUGUACAUCUGGAUCCUGAUUUUCUUCAGCCAGCCCCACAAAGAAGAGAGAUUUCUCUUCCCCAUUUAUCCCCUCAUCUGUCUCUCUGGUGCUGUGGCUCUCUCUGCUCUUCAGAAAUGUUACCACUUCAUCUUCCAGCGCUACCGCCUGGAGCACUACACAGUGUCCUCCAACUGGCUGGCCCUGGGGACUGUCUUCCUCUUUGGCCUUUUGUCACUGUCACGCUCUGUUGCCUUAUUCAAAGGCUACCACGGGCCCCUGGACCUGUACCCGGAAUUCCACAGGAUUGCCACUGACCCCAGCAUCCACACGGUGCCAGAGGGGAGGCCAGUCAAUGUCUGUGUGGGCAAGGAGUGGCACAGGUUCCCCAGCAGCUUCCUCCUGCCAGACAACUGGCAGCUCCAGUUCAUCCUGUCGGAAUUCCGGGGCCAGCUGCCCAAACCCUUUGCCAAGGGGCCCAUGGCCACAAGGAGCAUUCCCACGGACAUGAACGACCAGAACAAGGAGGAGCCCUCUCGAUAUAUUGACAUCUCCAAAUGCCACUACCUGGUGGACUUGGACACAGCAAGAGAGACCCCGAGGGAGCCAAGGUACUCCUCCAACAAAGAAGAGUGGGUGACCAUUGCCUACAAGCCAUUCCUUGACACUUCCAGGUCCUCGCGGCUGCUGCGGGCGUUCUACAUCCCCCUGCUGUCGGAGCAGCACACGCGCUACGCCAACUACACCAUCCUGAAAUCCCGCAGGAGGCAAGCCAGGAGGAAAAUGGGAGGCUAGGGACACACCUGGGCCGGGCCGAAAAAAAAAAAAAAAAACAAAACAAAUCCACCCAAAGCAUCUGCCGGCACUCUUGGACAGCCCCCCUGAGCCACGUGCAGCUCCCUGUGUGAAGGACGGUGCUGGGAGGAUUCCCCGAGGAGCUCUGGCAGCCUCUGCUCCUCUGCCAGGCUCUGCUCUGCCUCAAGCCAUUGGAAAAUCCAGCAGUGGAUGGGUUAUCCCUGCUGCUCCCUGUGUUCCCUCUUACGCCAGAGAGGAGAAAAAAAAAAAAAAAAAAAAAAAAAAAAAAAAAAAAAAAAGGAAAAUAAAACAGGUUCUGCUCCAGGCUGCAAAUCUGGGAGAAUCCAGCUCAAAUUCUCUCUGGCUCUCCCCCACCCACCCCUCCGCUGUCCUCCGUCUUUCACCCAGGGAAUUUUUUUUUUCAGGUAACAAAGCUUAGAAAUUUUCCUUUUCCAAGGGGAAAAGGAGGAAAAAACACCUGACUGACAAUGAACUGGAAUGCACUGAGCCUCAAGGAAUAAAACACCACAGAGGAACAGCCAAAGCUGCUCUGUCCAGGAGACAUUUCCAGGGAUAAACCUGUGCUUUUGGGAAGAAAAAAACAAACUGGGACAAUUACGUGUUUAAUGGGAUCAGUGUUUGUGUUAUCUGUGAAGCCAAGUGUUUGUUUGCUAUUUAUAAUGAUUUUUUCAAGAUCCUUUGAACUCUAGACUUCAGCAUCUUAAAAAUUCUGGAAUCAUCCAGUGAGGAGAAGGAUGACUCCAGUUUUUUGGUUUUUUUUUUUUUUUUUUUUUUUUUUUUUUUUUUUUUUUUUGCAGUUCUGUUUCCCAGAAUAGCCAGGAUGUGUUACGUGGGUCCAACAUGCCUCAGAGCAGUGCUGUGCUUGUUAAAUUUCCAUUUUUAAACAUGCAGCAUCACCAGCUGGA
Vidua chalybeata is the source of this 2810-nucleotide messenger RNA. It is a transcript of the gene ALG9, whose product is annotated as ALG9 alpha-1,2-mannosyltransferase. Lineage: Eukaryota; Metazoa; Chordata; Aves; Passeriformes; Viduidae. Gene Ontology annotation, molecular function: alpha-1,2-mannosyltransferase activity. The record is from RefSeq and is a predicted model, not a curated record. Gene Ontology annotation, biological process: protein N-linked glycosylation. Gene Ontology annotation, cellular component: endoplasmic reticulum membrane.